GAGCAUGCUGAGAGAGGGAGGAGGGAGCAGGGGGCUGAGCUGAUCCCACGUGUGACGCUUUCAUUCCCGGCUCAGUAAUAUUCUCAUAGCGGGGCUUUGCAUAUCUCCUGCCGUAUCUGUGUGUGUCUGUCACUGUUACUGUAGUCCCAGCCUAUAGUUUGGAAUAGAUAUGGAAGGAGACGGGAGUCAAGCCACAUCCGGAAGCCUAAAUGAUUCACAACAUGACCCGGGUAAAAUGUUUAUCGGUGGCCUCAGCUGGCAAACCUCACCAGACAGCCUUAGAGACUAUUUUAGUAAAUUCGGAGAAAUAAGAGAAUGUAUGGUGAUGAGAGACCCCACGACAAAACGCUCAAGAGGAUUUGGGUUUGUUACGUUUACAGAUGCUGCCAGUGUAGAUAAAGUCUUAGCUCAACAGCACCAUGAAUUAGACUCAAAGACGAUUGAUCCUAAGGUUGCCUUUCCCCGUCGCGCCCAGCCUAAGAUGGUCACAAGAACAAAGAAAAUAUUUGUGGGUGGCUUGUCAGCCAAUACAGUAGUGGAAGAUGUGAAGCAGUAUUUUGAACAGUUUGGGAAGGUUGAUGAUGCCAUGCUUAUGUUUGAUAAGACUACUAACAGACAUAGAGGAUUUGGUUUCAUAACUUUUGAGAGUGAAGACAUCGUAGAGAAAGUCUGUGAAAUUCAUUUUCAUGAAAUCAAUAACAAAAUGGUAGAAUGUAAGAAGGCCCAGCCCAAGGAGGUGAUGUUCCCACCAGGUACACGAGGGCGAGCCAGGGGCCUGCCCUACACCAUGGAUGCCUUCAUGCUGGGGAUGGGCAUGCUGAGUUACCCUAAUAUUGUGGCAACAUACGGCCGCGGAUACACUGGAUUCGCACCCAGCUACAGCUACCAGUUCCCUGGCUUCCCAGCGACAGCAUAUGGACCGGUGGCGGCAGCGGCAGUAGCAGCAGCGCGUGGCUCAGGUAGGGGGGCCCGUGGAAGAGGCGGCUACUUGGCGUACCCACAGAGCACAGGGCCAGGCCUCCCCGAUUAUGGGUUUUACUCUGCGCCCAGUGACCAGAGGGGGGGGCCCUGCUCCUUUGCUGACUAUGGCUCCCUGGGGCCCCAAGCGGCUCAGAUGCUGCACAGUGAGCAUGCCACCUCCGCCUGCAACUCCCCCCUACAGCACCUACACAGCCCGGAUCAAUUUAAGAACCCAGGCACCAACCCGUCAAGGCCCGGAGGUUUCCCUGGUGCUAACAGUCCAGGGCCUGUGGCUGACCUGUAUGGACCUAGCAGCCAGGAUUCAGCUGUGGGCAACUACAUCAGUGCUGCUAGCCCUCAGCCUGGCUCUGGGUUUGGCCCCAGCAUCACAGGCCCGUUGAUUGCGACAGCUUUUACAAAUGGAUACCAUUGAACAGGUGGCCGGUUGCCAUCUCAUCAGAGCAGAGUAUAUCUGGUGGCCCAGGAAAGACAGGACGAAGUUUCUAAUUGGCUUUGUGUGCAGGUGAUGCUAAUCCAACUUCAAGCACUACAGCGUCACCCAGGCAAAAUGAACGAAAGUGGGAACCAUAUGAAGAAGAAAAGAACACGUUAGUCAUCUCAGAAAAAUAACAACUGCUGUACUAUAAUCCAAACCUCCUAUAACUUUACAACCUGGUUUGGUAUGAUGUUUCACGUCGAGUUCAUUCACCUAUUUCUUUCCUCUGUUUUUGUUUUGAUUAGUUUUUAGCGAGUCAUUUUAGUUGAACCUUAAUUUUGUGUCAUUUAAAUCUUUUUUUCCUCUGUCUCUCUCUUCUAGUAUUGUUGUGUAAAUGGAUUUUAUUUUUAUUUUUUUUUUCCGUUUGAAGUACGGGGGAAGGGGAGGGAGGGGGUUGAUAGCCAAGAAUAUCUGCAAGUCAUGUCUUCAUCUUUGUUAGUGUAAAGGAUUUAAAAAAAGGUCGGGAUGUUCCAUUUCAGUCUUUCCUGCCCCAACAAAAAAAGAAGCUCAAGGUGGGAAGACUUGGAGAAAAAAAAAAUCAAUUUUAAAGGAAAAAUUUAAAGAAGGUAUCUAAGUAAUAAAUCUUAGUAGCUGUUUUAUUUCUUGUGAUGUCUCAUUGUUAACCAUAAUUACCUAUUUUUGGGCAAUACAAAGAGGACUCCAAUAUUUUUAUGGUCCUUUUUUAUAAGUGUUGUUUUUGUUGUUUAGAAAUAUAUAUAUAUGCUAUAACAAAUUUCAUAUAACUACAUUGUGAAUUCAAACUUGAGAAAAAGAAAUGUAGCUGUACAUAUUAUUCCAGUCACUGCAUAUAACCAACUCAGUGAGAGAAUAGCAUAUUUUUGUGAUGGUGUGUCAAAAGAACAUGUUAUAGCGUGUGAAUAGAAGAAAAAGCUGUAAACAGUUAUUAUUCUACUUUUUCUGCUGGAAGACGGUAUAACGAAGCCCACAGACAAACAGAACACACUUGCUCUGUAAAUACCGAAGCUGAAUAAUUUUACAAGUGUCAUACCAGCAAAUUUACAAACCGGUGAUUAAGUCAACACAGUUUUGAGAAGUAAUAAUAAUAAUAAUAAUGAAAAAAAUUUAAAAAAAAAGAGCCUGAUUGGUAUCUUUUUUUGUCUAACUGUUCAAGAUAUCAUUUCAAAGAGAAAGAGGAAGAAGAAGAAGAAGAAAAAAAAGAUGAUUUAAUCCAAAGCACACUGUACUUAGAUGUGAAGAUUAGAACUUGAACCAGGCAUUUUCCAGUGCUCUGUGCAUCCGGACACUUUUAUACUCUUGAGAGGAACUUGUUAGCUGUACGUUAAUGUUUGUUUCAUCCUGCUUGUUCCUGAUUCAUUUCUUUUCUGGAACACGAUAACCUGGGCUCCGUGCUCGAGCCUUUUAUGUACUGCUUGUUCUCUGAAUCAGUUCUUUUUUGAAUGAAUUAGGAAAGUAAACAUUUUGAUACCAUACCUCAGCCUUUGUGAGCUCUAUUGUGGAAUCAUUGGCAGGUUUUUAAUUUAUUCUAGUGGCAAAAACAAAUGAAAACACUGAAAGGUAAUUAAGCAAGUAAUCAUUGCACUGUGAGUAGUAAAGUACAGGCCAUUUUUUUCCUAUUUGCACAUGUAUAUGUUGGCUUUUUUAAAACGGCCCUGUGCUUUGGGAUAGUAUGAAGGAUUUCGGGGGUUAAUGUAUUCUGGACUAGACAAACACUUCAGCGUGCUGAGGUGAAUUAACAGAUUGGGAAAUAGUAACUGAUAUGUUGCAGUGCACACUUGGAUUUCUUUAUAUAUUUAGACCCAUCUGAGGAUAUUUAUACAGGGUCAAAAGAUGACACUGAAUUAUUCACUAUCUGUCGCUGCACCGAGUUUUACACAGUAUGUGUGAUUAAUGGUUUUCCUCUUGACAACGAUUUAAUAAUAAUAAUGAUAAUAAUAUGCUCCAGAGUGCAGUCUGGGUUUUAAAGUCAUCGAUGCCGCUGCAGAUGUUUUAUUUUGUUGUUUUCAUUUUACCCACCUGUUGUCUGAUUUCUUUUUUUUUUCUUUGAAAACAACCAGGUAAAGAAAUAUGCUGGAUACUUCUAAAGUAAAAAUGACAUGGAGGUGUGAUCAAGUAAUAAUUUAAAGAGUAAAGAGAAAAAAAAAACCUUGUACUGUUCAAAUGUAAAAGAAAAUACAAAACUAUAAAAAAAAGAAAGAUGCUUCUUUGCUGAUUUCAAGUUUAAUCAGAGUUUUAUUGAUACUUUGUGGUUUAUAUAUUAAUAAUUGUAAUAUACUAUUAAAAUGUACUGUGCAUCCAUUACUUUCUCUUUUUCCAUUCCCCAUCCUCAGAGAUCCUACUAUCUUUUGUUGAUCAUUCAUGUAUUUCAUUAGUGUGUAAAGAAAUCACAGUUAACUUGUAAACAGAGUGCUGUCUUUGAUACCAGUGUAGUGCUCUUUGUUGUUCUCCCUUUGCUCUACCUCUCCUUUCUCUCAUAUUUACCCCUCUCCCUCUCGCGCUCUUUUUCUAUCUCCUGUAAUUACAACGUAGAUGUUAUAUAGGACUCAUUAAUAUAAUACUUGUAGUGAAUAGUGGAUUUAGGACCAGUCAAGAUAGACCUUUCUCUCAAUGAUCAUGUUACUCUAAUAUUUGCAGACAAUUAUUUUGUUAGAGGUUCACUGUAAUUUAUUCCCUGUAUGUUUUAUUUUUGAUUUUUUGGUUCGGUUUUGCCACUCUCACAUGGUUUCAAGCUAACCAAAGCUCUCAUGGAUGAACAAUGGAGAAAUAGUUGCUGUAAGAUGGAAUUGUACACAAGGCAUUAUUUGGAUCCCCACCCUUGAAUGUUUUUAAAGGGGUGUGCCAUACUACCUUAAAUGCUAACGCUAGAUAUGCAAAACUUUUAUUUUGGAUUAUUUUUUAAGAGGGACACAAGCUCAAAUCAUGGAGAGGAAAAAAAACAAGAUUUUAUGUAAAAAAAAAAUCAUAUUUUUUUAAGAAGCAUACCAGUGAUUUUACCACAGUAGUCAUAAUAUCAGUCACAGAGAAUCUCUUCUAUCUUUUAAUGUUUGUACACUUUGGAAAUAUCCCGUCCGCCUCUGGCUUGGUUAUUUUUAGAUAAUACUCUUUCUGAUCUCUCAUUUUUCUCUCAGAACUGCUAAUGAUAAAAAAAUAAGAAAGAUUUUAAUCUUCGAUUCUGGGGAACUACUUUAUUUUUUUGUUAUAAUCUCUUAUCAAUGUCGCUCACACCACAGAGGCAUUACUGCACAAAGACUGCGGUUAAAGGAAUAUUAGCAGGUGUUAAAGGAUGCCGAGUGUGUCCAGGCUGAUUAAUAGAUGCUUAAAUUCACGUCCUGAGCUGGACCCUGAAGCUGUGGCUUGAAAAGAUUCUAUUAAAACCUGAAUUUCAAUGCCUCCAAAUCCCAUGUCCGAGGCUGAACGCAAUUCAGCUGUUUCCUGCAAAAACAAACCUAUUAGGGAGCCAGUUUUCAGUGCAAUUUCAAUUACAAGUAAUCUGUGUUUUAUAUCAGUUAUUUAAUUCACUUCACCUCAUUGGAUCUUCAAAUUGAGUACUGUUAGCAUUACAUUACUGUUAAUAAAUGAGCAUUAGUGUAAUUAUUCUUCUCAACCAGUACAGUCUGUCAGAAUCCAUACAGCGUGUGGAGCACAUGGCAGCUUUGUCAGUGAUACACGAAAUAUUCUGCAGUGAAUCCAGUGAGCUGACAGGACAUUGUGCUACUGAAAAACAGAACACAUUGAACAAUACAAGAUGAAUACAGUAUUUGAAGUGUAUAAAAAACAUGAAUUAAUAAUAUAGUAUUAAGUCUUUGCUCCCCACAUUAUACAUUUUAGUGCAGGAAGUAUCUCAACAAUAAAUGGAACAUAAAUCACUCAUUUAAGUGUACUUUAAUUUUUAUUCUGGCGAGAUUAAAGAAAGUGUUCCUCCUGUUCAUUUGCAGCAUUAUUCCUUGAAUUUAACUGACCUUUUUUUUUUUUUUAUUGAAUACCAAACCCGACACAAACUGAUACAAGAAGCUCAUUAGGAGCUGUAGUCAAUUCCAAUUUUGUUGCCGUUUCAUCUAAAAAAAAAAACAUGCAACCGUGCAACAAGAAUAAAAUAUAUUGUUUUGCUUUUUGUUCACUCUUGUGCUGCCCUUAGACUAUAAUUAACCAUUUUUCACUGAGGAAAAAAAACACAAAAAGCGAAGAAGAAGCUUGAAAUGAAACCAUUUUCCCUCACACAAUAUAAAGAAUCGACUCCGUUAUUGUUUUGUGAUCCUGUAGCUUGGACUUUAAGGUAGCAUGGCUCUGUUGCUGUAAUUUCAUUUUAUCUCAAAACUGACAGCAGUUUACAGCUGAUGAAUGUUACACAUCUUAGUAGACUAGCUUAUCCAUUUGGGGAGAGGGGAGGGGUCUUGGUUUAAGAAAAAAAAAUAAUCAAAAAAGAAAAAAAGUCAACCUGAAAGGUGUUGACAUUUGUAGUGUACUACCGUAUCCAUUUAAACUUGAAUCUUGAGGCAAGUGCUAGGCAAUGGCCAAACAAAUAUCUCCCAUCCGUCGUGGGAAAACCACCACCCUGAAAGCACACGAUGCUUAUGAGAUUUCUGUCAUCUUGGAUUCACGAGUGUUUUCUGAAUAUGAACCACUGCCUCUGAAAAAAAGUAAAAAAGCUGGGAUAUGAUGCAAAGACUUUUCUUCAGGCUCUGCUCUAUUUCCAAUGAAUUAGACUGACUUUGAAGGCUAAUUGAAUGUUCUUGACAUUUCUAUCCAAAAGAGGCUUAUUCACAGUGGUGCUAAUGGUUUUAAACCAGACAAUGUGCCCUUAUCUCUGAGAGAUACUGGAUACUGUCACAGUGACCACAAAGUUAGUCUCCCGACCCAUGAAGGGACUCUCGCUAACAUUUGCUAUUUAUAGUUCCGGCCUCUCUUCUUUCAGGAUAGAACGAAGACCAGUUCAUGUUCACAAAUCUGAACUCCCCAAGGUGACAGAAAUAGCACGAGUUCAACUGUACUGUCGUGUUUUCGGGUGACUUUCCCCCCUUCAGUCCAAACCAUUGCCAUCUCACCCAUGCUCAUUACUAAAUAUAUACAUACAAUUGCAAUAUAUAUAUAUAUAUAUAUAUAUAUAUAUGUAUGUGUGUGUGUGUGUGUAUAGAUGAAUAUAUAUUUGCAAUUUACACUCAUUUGAACUUGUCUGAAUAAUAUUAGACUGGAGACCUCAGCUGUAUACAGAAAAUCCCUCACGCAGCUACACCCAGGUUCAUAUAGUGGAUUUGUCAUUAUUAGCGUACCAACACAAGAGUUCACCCCUGGCGUGUUGUCGAGUUUGGAGCAGACCGCAUGGCCAUGAGGGGAGCCUGGAAGCUCUUCAGACUGCAUGGACGGCAGUGUGAGGCUCUGCUGUGCUUCCAUGUUUCUGCGGGCUGAGCACAGAGCUCUCUUCACUGCUGUCUGCCCAUUCCUAACACUUGCCCCUUUUUUUUUAUGUUAACCGACUUUUUAUGGCGAGAGACAGACAGACUUGACUGACAUCUGAAAGCAUCUUUCAGGUUAUCAUAUGGCUUGCUUAAGCCCUGUUGUAAAAUAUACUAAAAAUAAUAACGCUAAUAAUAAAUGGAUGGGGGUCUCUCACAUAUCAAAUGUGGAAAGUCUAAUUUUAUAUUUGUAUUUUCAAAUAAUAAUAUUGACAAAAAUGUCUGUGAAAGGUUUCCAUCCUCUACUGUGGUCCAGAAAUUGAUGUGUCUGUCUGGAAAAUAAAUAAAAUAAACUGAAUUGUUAUAUUA
Messenger RNA from Acanthochromis polyacanthus (spiny chromis), 7194 nucleotides. It is a transcript of the gene msi2b, whose product is annotated as musashi RNA-binding protein 2b. The record is from RefSeq and is a predicted model, not a curated record. Gene Ontology annotation, molecular function: RNA binding. Bases 170 to 1393 code for a protein of 407 amino acids. Gene Ontology annotation, cellular component: cytoplasm. NCBI's taxonomy places the organism in Eukaryota, Metazoa, Chordata, Actinopteri, Pomacentridae. The transcript is spliced from 15 exons.